Messenger RNA from Trametes versicolor FP-101664 SS1, 1992 nucleotides. RefSeq lists its product as uncharacterized. The record is from RefSeq and is a predicted model, not a curated record. The transcript has 2 exons. Lineage: Eukaryota; Fungi; Basidiomycota; Agaricomycetes; Polyporales; Polyporaceae. The coding region runs from base 439 to 1992 and encodes 517 amino acids.
GUCUCCUAGAUCGUCCUCCUCCCCUCCUCGACAAGAUCACACAUCGUCUGCCUAGGGGAGACAACUCGUCUCCUCUUUCGGGCCUGUUUUCGUAAGACCUUGAGAAGCCUCGCUCGCAGCGUCCUCAUCUCGGCGGUCACCGCUCAUUUGCUGUAUUCCCUGGCCUAUUCGACGGGGCAGCAGCGGGUAGCGCUAGGUUGUGAAUUGGGAGCCCACGAGCGGCGGCAGGAAUAGCAUACUGGCAACGUGCCUUACGGCUGGAAUCAGGAAGGCUGACAGCAUCGAUUCUCAGAGGCUCGACGAUCGUAGCGAGCCGUACCCUUCGCUUCCCGUCGUCGCAGUCAGCCGCUGAACCCGCGGCAGUGGUUAUUCUCCGACUCUGGACGCUGGCUCUCACUGACUAUCAGAGACUGUCUGGAUCGUCCGCUUCCUGUCAGGAUGUCUUUAGGUGUGGACUCUGGCUACAACUCGCUCAGGACCGAGAACAGACCGCCUAGAUUCCAACUCGAGGCUACUGCGGACGCCACCAAUGUCAGUCUGGACUUUGCUCGAUUUCGGCACAGGACGCAUUGGAACGAGAGGAAGACCACAACGCUGGAUGGAGCCGACAUCGCUUCUGGGGUCUUGCUGUCUUCACUAGGAACUGGUACUCUCACCGCGCACAAUCCCUCGGGUCUCGGCUCCUCUCUGCUCUUGGCCACCCCCUCCUUCCGCUCUAUGCAGGUCAAAUCUACCAACGCCCCUCUACCAAAGGCGUCCUCUACCCUCCUUUUCGAAUCACAUUCAUUAGUACCUGGCCCAUCGCUACUCUCCAACACUCCUUCAUUUCUCGGCCUCAAAGGCAUGGGCUCCCUUCCUUUGGGAGAGGCUCUCACGGCAUCUCCGGAGCGUUUACGGCGUGAGCCCAGGUCCUCCUCAGACUCGAUGCGCAGCCCGACCACGAAUCGUAACGUAACCGUGCAACGUCUCGCACUAGACCUUCCGCUCUCUCGCAGCAGCUCGCUCUCCGUCUUUUUACACGCACUAGAGGACGCCGCCCCCGGCUGGUAUCAGUCUCUGAUGGACAGCGCUACUCCUCAGGAGUCGGAUUCUCCAUCUGCCAACUCUAUCCCUACGCGAACUCAGCGCAGCGACGUAGGAAGCGCAUCUUCGUGCCACGGCCUUCCUCUCGAUAUGCUGGCCUCUUUGGACGCGCUGGAAGCCCUCGUGACAGAAAUGCAGAGGCUGCCGGAUCCGCGGCCGAAGCCGAAGCCAUUUCAGGACAUCGACGACGAGGCUGCCUUCUUCAGCUCGAGGAGGACGCGAGAGUCGACGGUGAGACCCUUGAAGGCGCAGCUGGUGUCGCCCCCCUUGACUCCCACCCAAGACGAGCAGGGACGGCAACCCUCCUUCCCACGUCCCGCGUCUCCACCGCGACGACGACGCAGAGAGACCACCGCAGGCACAUCGCGGGGCGACGAGACCCCUCGCGCCUCCUCAGUGUCCUCCGCGCGCGACCCGAGGGCUUCCAUGCCUCCCAUCCCGACGUCGAACGGGGUCGCGGUGUGUAAUAUCGCGAACCACCCGAAGUUGACGCGGACGCUUGGCUUAAGCGCGCUCCCGCCUAGCCGGCUCCCUACACCCAGCACCCCACGACGUCGCACUGCGACCGCGACCGCGCACCCACCACCACCACCACUCAUCCCAUACGAACUCGUCCCGCCCACCCUCAACAAGAAAGCGUCUUCGAAGAGCCUCAAAGCGCCGAAGACCCCGAAGACGCCGGGGGCGUUGAAAUCCAUCUUCCGCGGGCGUGCCUCCGCGCCGCCCGUCCCGCCUCUCUCGUUCGCGCCGCCGGACUACGACGAAGCAGAGAGUCCCGCGCGCAAGCCACCGCCGCUCGUAUACCGGUUCUCAGAGGCGGGCCCGCUGCGGCGCGAGGACCGGCGGAUUGACGGCGCGCGGCGGCACUUCAGCACGCCCGCCGACGCGGACUCGUUCCUAGUAAUGUGA